AUGGUCAACGCUAGCGGUCCAAGUAGCGGAGCAGAGGAGUUUGCGGCAUUUAACCCUCGGUUGGGUCAGUCUCAAACAGUAACAUCAUCUCAAACAAUAAUCACAGUAGUUGGUGAGGAUGUCAUCUUACCAUGCUACCUUGACUCUGCGUCAGAUGCUGUUUCUAAGAGUCUGGAGUGGGGAAGACCUGACCUGGAUCCCAGAUUUGUCCAUGUGUGGUUUGAGGGUCAAGACCAUCUGGUUAAUCAAAACCCAUCUUACAAAGGAAGGACAUCACUGUCCACUGAGAAACUAAAGCAGGGAGACCUUUCACUGAAACUCACUAGAGUCAAACACUCUGAUAAUGGCAGAUAUAGAUGCUUUUUUCCCUCAGAGUCCAAAGAAUCUACUGUUGAACUUCUUGUUGGUUCACUUUCCUUACCUACAGUAGAAGAAGUCAACAUAAACAGGAGUGCAGUGGCUUUACAGUGUAAGUCUGCAGGCUGGUAUCCAGAGCCUGAGCUGCUGUGGAUGGACAGUGAUGGAAACAGCCACUCUGCUGGACCUACAGAGACCCUCAGAGGUCCUGAUGACAUCUAUACUGUCAGCAGCAGAGUGACUGUGGAGAAGAGACACAGAAAUACUGUCAACUGUAUAGUCCAACAAAGGGAUAUCAACCAGAGCAGAGAGACACAGAUGCAUGUUUCAGAGAAAAAGAGGCAAACUGAGGAUGAAGCUGAGGAGAAAGAGAAAGAGCAGCUGUUGGCAGAAAACAAGAAGUCGGAAGAACUACAGCGGAAAGAGGAAGAGCUGAAAGACCUGGAGGAGCUGGUUAAUAUACUGAUUGAACAGGAAAACGAACUGAAGAAAGUGAAAAAUGAACUCAAACAACAAAGGGAUAAGGUGGAUGGUGAGGUGGAGGAUAUUGAAAACAAGCUUCAGUGUCUGCUACCUGAGGUAUUCACUAAGCACAUCAUCUGUUGUGGCCAUCUUCCUGAUGUACUCAUGGAUGUUUGUGGUCUCAUCCUGGACGGUGGUUCUGACACUCAUUAA
This is a messenger RNA of Pelmatolapia mariae (spotted tilapia), 1032 nucleotides long. Its product is annotated as butyrophilin-like protein 10. The record is from RefSeq and is a predicted model, not a curated record. Lineage: Eukaryota; Metazoa; Chordata; Actinopteri; Cichliformes; Cichlidae. Gene Ontology annotation, cellular component: external side of plasma membrane. The transcript is spliced from 5 exons. Bases 1 to 1032 code for a protein of 343 amino acids. Gene Ontology annotation, molecular function: signaling receptor binding. Gene Ontology annotation, biological process: T cell receptor signaling pathway; regulation of cytokine production.